GUAUUAUCGUAAGCCUCCUGUUGCCUGUUUGGGAGUCUUUCUGAUGUGCCUCGGCAAUGACCUUCUCCUUUGUCUGCUCUCUUGACUUUGAUAUGCCUGCAAGAGGUUUUGAUCAUGACUGGUGUGAUGGGCCCCAAGUGAAUUGGCCUGAAGUACUGUGAUUCCAGCCAUGGCAGAGAGAAGCCAUGAGUGUCGGGAACGAUGCUACAGAAUAAUCCAGAAGAGGCUGCCAGUGCUAAGGUGGCUUCCCAAAUAUUCUCUGCAAUGGCUGCAGCUCGAUCUCGUUGCUGGACUGACGGUGGGAUUGACUGUUGUGCCACAAGCUCUUGCCUACGCUGCAUUGGCUGGUCUCCCAGUGCAGUAUGGCCUCUAUUCCUCCUUCAUGGGCUGCUUUGUCUACUGCCUCCUGGGGACAUCAAAAGAUGUGACACUGGGCCCGACAGCUAUCAUGUCGUUACUGGUUUCGUCCUAUGCAUUCCAUGACCCUUCCUAUGCCAUCCUGCUCACCUUCCUCUCGGGCUGCAUCCAGUUAGCUAUGGGGCUGCUACAUCUUGGUUUCCUUCUGGACUUUAUCUCCUAUCCUGUCAUUAAAGGGUUUACUUCAGCUGCUGCAGUCACCAUUGGCUUCAAUCAAGUCAAGACGCUCCUGGGCCUGCAGAACAUCCCACGCCAGUUUAUCCUUCAGGUGUACUACACCUUCUGCAGAAUGGGAGAGACAAGGGUUGCGGAUGCUGUUCUUGGGCUGUUCUGCUUGACAGCACUUACGGGGCUACAACAAAUGAAAAAGAGCAUCCUAAGCAACCGGAUGGAACCGUUGUCUUGUCAGGUCAGCCAGCUUGUUGUCUGGACACAGCUACAGGUUUUCCGUAAUGCUCUUGUGGUCCUGUUUGCUGGUCUCGUGGCCUACUCCUUCCAGGUAACAGGCUCCCAGCCCUUCACCCUCACAGGGGUUACGCCCCAGGGACUCCCAUCCUUCCAGCUGCCACCGUUCUCCGAGGUCACGCCCAAUGGAACCGUCUCCUUUGGAGGGAUGGUGCAGAAAAUGGGAGCUGGUCUGGCUGUGGUGCCUCUGAUGGGACUUCUGGAGACGGUUGCUAUUGCCAAAGCUUUUGCCUCUCAAAAUAACUACCAAAUCGACCCCAACCAGGAGCUGUUGGCCAUGGGUUUCACCAACCUCCUGGGAUCCUUCAUCUCAUCCUUUCCUGUCACAGGCAGCUUUGGCCGGACAGCAGUGAAUGCGCAGACUGGUGUUUGUACUCCUGCUGGAGGCCUAAUCACAGGGGCCCUGGUGCUACUGUCUCUUGCCUUCCUUACCUCUGUCUUCUUCUACAUUCCCAAGGCUGCACUGGCAGCUGUCAUCAUCUGUGCUGUGGCUCCUAUGUUUGAUGCCAGGAUCUUCUACACGUUAUGGCAGGUUAAAAGGCUGGACCUGGUGCCGCUGUGCGUAACGUUCUUCUUCUGCUUCUGGGAGCUGCAGUAUGGAAUCAUAGCAGGGGUGCUGGUCUCAGGUACUCUGCUACUACCCAUUGCCAGGCCACGGAUAAAGGUCCUGGAGCAUGAGCAGGAGACGCUGUUUAUACAGCCUGCGGUGGCCUGAUUUCCCAGCCAUGAGUUCCUGAGGGAUACAGUGCGCAAACGGACUCAGUCAGAGUCUCAACUGUGCAACAUCAUUCUGGACUGCACCCACGUCAGCAACAUUGAUUACACAGCAGCUGGCAUGUCUGAGUUGAUCCAGGAAUUGCAGCAUAGGAGACUCACUCUGGUGUUUAUUGGCUUGCAGACACAUGUUCUUCAAGUCUUCCUGGCUGCUGGUCUGGAAGGAUUCCAUCAUUUCCCCAACCUGAAGGAUGCAGAGAAGAGCCUUGAAGAGGAACUGAGCCAUGCCGGUGAAGCCUGGUUGGAUGGCAGUGACAGCAUACUGCCAACAUCUGGGAUCAUCCAGUGAGGAUACAGAAGUAAUAGAUGCCUGUGACCAAACAAUAGAGUGCUACCAGGCUUGACAGUGAAGCUUCGGGCCAUGAACAAUUUGGAGCGUGAACAUUAGGUGGCAGAUGUUCUGUACCCUUUAUUCAUGCAUUUUCAGGCAUCCCACCACUUGAAUUCAGAAGCUGCUCACACUCCAGGACUGUUCAGUGUGAAGAAUAGUAACCUCUUUGCCUCCCUU
This is a messenger RNA of Lacerta agilis (Sand lizard), 2164 nucleotides long. RefSeq names its product solute carrier family 26 member 11 (gene SLC26A11). The record is from RefSeq and is a predicted model, not a curated record. Lineage: Eukaryota; Metazoa; Chordata; Lepidosauria; Squamata; Lacertidae. Gene Ontology annotation, biological process: transmembrane transport. Gene Ontology annotation, molecular function: secondary active sulfate transmembrane transporter activity. Gene Ontology annotation, cellular component: membrane.